Molecule: messenger RNA, 2010 nt
Organism: Aureobasidium melanogenum CBS 110374
Lineage: Eukaryota; Fungi; Ascomycota; Dothideomycetes; Dothideales; Saccotheciaceae
Product: alkaline phosphatase-like protein
Exons: 2
Coding region: 1-2010 (669 amino acids)
Biological process (GO): dephosphorylation
Molecular function (GO): alkaline phosphatase activity
Source: RefSeq, a predicted model, not a curated record
AUGCGCUUCAGUACCGCUUGUGUCGUCUGCACUGCCGCCGUCAUUGGCCAGGCAUCUGCGCAGACUUUCCGACGCCUCGGUGCUUGUCCCACUCUGGGUUGUAUCUUCCCUCCGGACCAAAGCGAUUUUCUCCCUGGACAAUGGUUCGACAUCCGUCUUGAGACGCAUGCACCCCAGAAUGGUAGUGAAGUCGUCCCCGGCUACCUGACUCCUGACGAAAAGUUCACCUUCACCAUUGCUAAGGAUGGCAAGCAGAAGGACUGCCAGAACGCUGCUGCCUACUUCAAAGUUGACGAGCCUGCCAUUGAGAGAUGGAACUUCACUUGGUACGAGGAUCUGUUUGCUGAGGCUGCCAAGACACCUUCGAUGGUUAAGGUUGCCUCGAAAGCCUACAGAAAGGUCGCCCUGUACGAACCUGGUAACUACAUCGCUACCCUCACCUAUGCCAAUGGUAGUGUCACCCAAGCCAACUGGACUGUUCGCGACACCAAGAUCUCGCAGAAGGCCAAGAACGUCAUCAUGUUCAUUGGAGAUGGCAUGACUACUAACAUGAUCACCGCUGCUCGUCUGAUCGCCCACCAGAGCGUCAACGGCAAGUAUCAGACCCGUAUGGCCAUGGACAAGUUCCCUGUCUUGGGUCACCAAAUGACUCACUCUAUCGACUCUUUCAUCACUGACUCUGCCAACUCUGCCACUGCUCUCUACACUGGCCACAAGAGUACCGUCAACGCUCUUGGAGUCUAUGCUGAUUCCUCUCCUAAUCCUCUCGAUGACCCUAAGGUCCAGUCCAUUGCUGAACUCUUCCACGAAGUUCGUGGUGGUGGUGUUGGUAUCGUUUCUACUGCCUUCAUUGCUGAUGCUACUCCUGGUGCUUUGACGGCCCACACUCGCAAUCGUGGUCAGUACGGCAACGUUGUUGAUUCCUUCCUGAACGGUAUUACCAACUACACCUGGCCCUCUUGGAACGGUCCCGAUGUUCUUUUUGGUGGCGGUGCCGAGCAGUUCAUCCCCAGCAGCAAGUCCUUCCAAGGAAAGGACUAUUACCAGGAGUUCAGAAACAAGGGUUACAAUGUCAUCCAGAACAACACUGCUCUUCAAGCCGCGCCUAACACUGAGCGUACCCUCGGUAUUUUCUCCGUCUCAAACAUGGCAAAGUGGCUUGACAGAAACGUCUACAAGAACAACACUCAAAUUCCCAAGACUGCUCCUGAUGGCAGCAGCGCCGCCGCAACUGAUCAGCCCGGUCUCAAGGAGAUGACUCUCAAGGCUGUUGAUAUCUUGCACAAGCGCAACCCUGACAAGGGUUUCUUCUUGAUGUCUGAGGCAGCCUCCAUUGACAAGCAAAUGCAUGUGCUGGAUUAUGACCGUGCUCUUGGUGAACUUCUAGAACUUGACGACACUGUCAAAGCCACUCUUAAGCAUCUCGAAGAGAUUGGCGAGCUGGACAAUACCCUUGUUAUCGUCACCGCUGAUCACGGUCACGGCUUUGAUGUCACUGGCAGUGUCGAUACCAAAUACAUGGAUGCUCAAACCAGCGACCGCAAGAAGCGUGAUGCAGUCGGUAUCUACGAGCAAUCUGGUCUCUCGCAAUACAUGGUUGCCAAUCACUCUGCGCCAAUCGGGAGCGACCAGAACCUCGUCUACUCAGCUGGUGUCGACUUCCCUGUUAACUGGGACCCUCGCUACACUCUGCAAUCUGGCCUUGCCACUUUCCCUGAUCACCGCGAGAACUACCGCGUCCACAAGAAUGGACCUCGUGUUCCUGCUCUCAACAUUACUGGCUUUUCUUCAAACGACUACUAUGUUAACUACAUCGAUGCCGUUACUGGCUUUGUCGUCAACGGCACACUCCCCGUCUCGGCUGACCAGGGUGUGCACUCACUUACUGAUGUUCCUGUCUUUGCUCAAGGCCCUUGCCAAAGUGCUUUCGGAGGUGUCUACAACAACGUCGAUAUCUUCUACAACAUUGCUACUUGCUUGCGUCUACAAAGAACCAAGGCUUCCAAGUAG